This is a messenger RNA of Aureococcus anophagefferens, 822 nucleotides long. RefSeq lists its product as hypothetical. The annotation marks the transcript as partial. The record is from RefSeq and is a predicted model, not a curated record. Gene Ontology annotation, molecular function: protein binding. NCBI's taxonomy places the organism in Eukaryota, Pelagophyceae, Pelagomonadales, Pelagomonadaceae. The transcript has 2 exons.
AAAGCAGCGAAGAUUUACCGGCGCGCCGUGGAGCUCGGAAGCGUGGACGCGAUGGUAGACCUUGGGAUAUUGUACAACAAUGGAAGUGGUGUCAAGCUGGACAAGAAGAAGGCGGAGCGGCUGUAUCGCGCGGCCGCGGACCGGGGCGACGCGGCCGCGCAAAACAGACUAGGGGCUUUGCUUCAUUCUGAGGAGAAAUUUGAAGAGGCGGUCCGGUACUACGCGCUCGCCGCGAAUCAAGGCUAUGCCGCUGGAGAGCUCAACCUUGGCAGCUGUUACGGGAACGGACAAGGCACGGAAGUCGACCUCGGCAAAGCCAGAUACUGGUAUGCGCGCGCCGCUGCCAAGGGCCACGAGACAGCGAUUACGUUUUUGGGAAGUGCGUACCGCCUCGGUCGGUUUGGCCUCGUGAAAUCCGAUAAGAAAGCCGCGAAGAUUUACCGGCGCGCCGUGGAGCUCGGGGACGUGGACGCGAUGGCACAUCUUGGGGAUUUGUACCGGACUGGAAGUGGCGUCAAGCUGGACAAGAAGAAGGCGGAGCGGCUGUAUCGCAUGGCCGCAGAUCGGGGUGUCGCGAUCGCGCAAUACAAUUUAGCGCGUGGACUUGAUGCUGAGAAGAAAUUUGCAGAAGCGUUCCGGUACUUCGCGCUCGCGGCGAAUCAAGGCUUUACCGAUGCGGAGAAUAGCCUUGGCUGUUAUUACAUGGACGGAGACGGCACGGAAGUCGACCUCGGCUUAGCCAGAUACUGGUUCGAACGCGCCGCUGCCAAGGGCAGUGAGCGAGCUACGAGGAACCUCGCAGACCUCGACGCGCGAGUAUAG